Fusarium redolens is the source of this 2013-nucleotide messenger RNA. Its product is annotated as polysaccharide pyruvyl transferase-domain-containing protein. The record is from RefSeq and is a predicted model, not a curated record. The transcript is spliced from 3 exons. Bases 192 to 1577 code for a protein of 461 amino acids. Lineage: Eukaryota; Fungi; Ascomycota; Sordariomycetes; Hypocreales; Nectriaceae.
CAAAAGACGUUUCAAUAUACUUUCUUUUUUCUCCUUCCCUUCCAUUGCAUCUUCCGUCUUGUCUUUUCACUGCCUUUGCUUUCUUGCUUGCUUGCUUACUACUCUAAACCCGUGAUAGAAGUAUCCGGGUGUUCCACUCCUUUUCCACAACCAUAACUCUAACCUAAAACAUCCCCUUCUAUGAGUUCAUCAUGUUACCUGUCAUGAACCGCUUCGCACGCAUCGCGCUAGCCGUGAUUGCUGUGCUCUUCGUCUUCGCUAUAUUGGUGUCUUACCAGGCGCCCGAGAGCUUUAAGGAUCAUUUACCAAGCGCAGACUGGCACUGGCCUUCGAAAGGCGACAAUGCCACUAUCGACGAGCCCCCAAAGCCUACCGACGCCGCUGGUGCCGUGGGCGCUGGAGAGGAGGACACAGAGUUGGACAAGGACCCUAACACAGACAUCUCCUACGAUUUGACCCGGGCACCUACACCGGGUUGCGAGAAUAUCGUCAACGAUCUUCAGCAGCGUCUUAUUCAUGCGUACCAGAAGAGGUUCGCGGGAAUUCGCUAUGCCAACAUCUGGGGCUAUCUCGAAACGGAGAACAAGGGUGAUGCUGCUAUUUGGUCCGCACAGCAGAUUCUGCUGAGUAUCCUUGGAAUCGAGACUAUGGAAGCCUGCCGCUUCAUGUACAAGGACUGCGACAUUGAAAAGUUCCGCAGAAAGCUGGAGGAGCACCGCCCACACUCUGGUAUCAUCAUGGCUGGUGGUGGUAACUUCAACGAUUAUUACUGGGAGGACCAACCUUCGCGCAUGAACAUGAUUGAGAACUUCAUCAACGUCUCCAUCCGAGCUUUCCCUCAGAGUAUCUACAUGACCAACCCCGAAAGGAUUGAGAAGACCAGGAAGUCUUUCACCAAGCACCACGAUUUACAGUUGGCUGCUCGUGACAAGCCCAGCUAUGACUGGCUCAUGGACAACUUUGGAGAGACUCAGGGUAUUCAGAGUGAUCUUGUUCCUGAUAUUGCUUUCAUGUGGGGUAACCGAUCUGACUUCCGACUCAACACCAAGAAGACUCACGAUAUUCUGAUUCUCGCCCGAAAGGAUGCCGAGAUCUCUGAUGGUGACUCUGCAGGCAUUGAGUUUGGCGAGGGCAAGGUCGACCUGGGUGGCAGCAUCGGCAACGUAACAUACAACAAGGUCGACUGGAAGUUCACCAAGACCCCUUCGAUCGACGACGACGCCCAGCGCGAGGAGGGUAAGAACCAGCGAGCGUGGGCCAAGUCGAUGGCAGGUUUCGAGCUCUUGGGCUCUGCCCAUUUCGUCAUCACCGACCGUCUCCACGGUCACAUUCUAUCGACAGUUAUCGGCGUACCACACGUGCUGAUGGAUAGCAAAUUGGGUAAGAACCUCAACUUCCACAACACAUGGACGCGCGACUGCGGCUGCACAAAGAUCACAAAGAGCAUCGACUCUGCGUUUGAUGUGGCGCGCAUGUACUUUGAGCAGGAGGUCAAGGAUGGCCUCAGGGCUGUUGACCAACCCAAGCCCAAGUCAUUACCUACACCUACUCCCCAGGCUGAGACUGGCUCAUCAUGAUGAACUGGCUAGCAGCCAGAUAUAAUGUUUUCCUUACUACCCAGGAUUGGCGGGUUUAUUAUUACCAAUUGUGUUUUUCUGCUUAGAGUCGAAUGGUUGUCCCGAGCCGGCUGGGGGAUAUUCUGCUAUUCUGAUGGGAGACACAUAACACACAUACAUACCGACAUGUCGCCCAUCUCGUCAUGAUGGAGCAGGCCUAUCUUGUUGGGGGCACUGAAUGGGGAACGGAACAGGGGAUACCAUGCACGGCGCUACCAUUUUGUCUCUAAUUUCGUCACCGCAUCUUAGACUUUUUACUCGUCUCUUCAUAGUAAUGUCUUUGCCUGUCUCGAGAAAAGUCGGGACAGAGCAAAAAAAGAAAAUAGCAUACAAUGCGCCUCGCGUUUCGUUGCGAGCUGUACAAUAACGAAACCCAGAAUAAAACAGUCAUCACCUC